Perognathus longimembris pacificus (Pacific pocket mouse) is the source of this 640-nucleotide messenger RNA. It is a transcript of the gene Efcab10, whose product is annotated as EF-hand calcium binding domain 10. The transcript is spliced from 4 exons. Gene Ontology annotation, molecular function: calcium ion binding. The coding region runs from base 54 to 500 and encodes 148 amino acids. The record is from RefSeq and is a predicted model, not a curated record. Lineage: Eukaryota; Metazoa; Chordata; Mammalia; Rodentia; Heteromyidae.
UGCGGCCCCGCCCCGGCUGCGUGACCACGCCGGGACGGAGUGGGUGUGGCCAGAUGUCCAGGACGCUGCCUAGUCGCCUAGCAACCGCCCAGCUCCGAGCAAUGGAAUCCGUUAGCAGCCCGGAGCGUCAAGCCAGGGAGUAUUUGGAAAAACACCGGAUCAUGGAUAUGCUGAACUACCUCACCAGCAUGCUUCUCUUUAGCAAGCCGGAAAAACCAAGGGAAUUUUUAAUGUCUCUGUUGGAACGUAUGAGAAUUGCCAAAGUGACAAGCAUAGCUUUUCCUUACUUCAUGGAUAACACAAACAUCAUGGCCAUGUUUGAGAUGCUGGACUCUGCAGGCAAGGGCAACAUAUCCUUUGUGCAGUAUAAAGAAGCCCUAAAAACCUUGGGUCUGAGCAAUGAAGAUGAAGUUUUCCAGGAUGAUGGCCAUGUGAUAACCUUGGAAAAUUUCAAGAGUGAAGUGAACAAGAGGACAGAGGCAAUAUGGCUGGCAUUUUAAUAACACCGUGAAUCCAAGAUAAUAAAUGAUUCCAUAAGGUUACCAUGUGUUCAGUUUUAUUCAUUCUAUUUAUUUACUUAUUUAGCCAGUCCUGGUGCUUGACCUCAGGGCCCAGGCACUGUCCCUGAGCUUCUUUUGCU